This is a messenger RNA of Epinephelus fuscoguttatus (brown-marbled grouper), 1177 nucleotides long. RefSeq names its product apelin receptor early endogenous ligand (gene apela). The transcript has 3 exons. Gene Ontology annotation, molecular function: apelin receptor binding. Gene Ontology annotation, biological process: apelin receptor signaling pathway; heart development. The coding region runs from base 1 to 165 and encodes 54 amino acids. NCBI's taxonomy places the organism in Eukaryota, Metazoa, Chordata, Actinopteri, Perciformes, Serranidae. The record is from RefSeq and is a predicted model, not a curated record.
AUGAGGAUCUUCAACCUGCUCUACCUACUCCUGCUGCUGGUAGCCGUUCUUGUACCAGCUUACUCCAUCAGACCAGAUUUCCUGAACUUAAGGAGAAAAUACCACAGACACCACUGCCCACACAGACGCUGCCUGCCUCUCCACUCCAGAGUACCCUUCCCCUAAAGGUUGAAGCACAAGAUUGAGGGUGACCUAAGGAGAGGAAUAUGGAUAUGAAGCAACUACAGUGUGCGUCCUGGGCACCAUGGAUGGAUCCCAGUGCAAACACAUAGACUGAAAGGGAGGAAAAUGCCACCCCAAAGACUGCUAUGUAUAUGUAGCUGCAAAAAGCUACAGGAUACUGUCUUCAUUUCCAACAAAAUAUAAACGAUGAAUUGUUUUGGCACCCCGGUGGACACAGAUCUGGGUUUGUCCGGCUGCACAGCACAGCUGCCAGAAGAAAAUGUUGGCUUGUAUGUUUCUACAAACCACAAAUAGGUUAAAUUUAUAUGUUUCUAGGCAUCAUAUCAAUGUUUCUAAAGUGAUGUAGUAUUUGAGCUGAAUUUGUCAUGCAGAGGUGGAACGGAUGGUGGAUGGCCUGCCAAGCUGCAGACCCCUGAUUGAGACCAACAAACAACAAACACUGGUUGAUUUUUAGCAACUGUUGGUUUCCACCGGUGUUUCUGGCACCAAACAUGAGUGUUUUUAGCAGCACUUUGUGGUGUUUUCUAGCAGCAUUACUGGUGCCAAACCUAGGUGUUUUUUAUGACACAUUGCUGUGUUUCCUAGAGGCAUUUCAGCCACGAAAAGCUGGGUAUUUUUCUUGGACACAUAAGGGGGUUUCCCAGUGGCGUAUGGGCCAAGGAACCAGGUUGUUUUUCACUGACCCAUUCCUGCUUGGCUAUUUUAAGCCAAAACAUGAUCUUUUCCUAACCAUAACCAAAUGAUUUUUGUGCCUAAACAUAACCACACCUUCACCACAGAGUUGUUAAGAAACCUAAGAUUUCAAUGUACCCACUGUAACAUAAUGUAAAAUGUAUCUGUGGUUUGUAGAAAUGUACAAUUCAAACUGGUGACUGGUUUGAGCUGCAAGCACCUUCCCUCUUCGUUAUCAAAAGCCAUAACUUUUGUACGGAACAAGAACACAGGAAAAGGAGCAGCAACAUCAAAAAUAUUUAACACUCACGACUCAAAAGCU